AUGGAAGGAGGCUAUUUUCUCAAUUCCUUGCAUCGGAAGGCAAAAACGAUGACACUCAACAUUCACUUAUCCAAUGAAGAGGAUGGCCUCUAUCAAGGUAUCGCUUUUGAGAGCAAAAGUAGCUUGUCAGAUAUAUUGAACACUGGUGGAAAAUUGAACCUUACUGAUUACUCAAGUGAUCAGCUCAUAACCCUUUUGAAAACUAGUGUUGAAAAGGCUCAAUUCAAUCUGACAGACUCUUACUCGUUCAAUUCAGCAGAUCAUAGGGGACCUUCUUUGCAUUAUGCCCAUUAUGACCAAAGACAGAAAUUGGAGGUUUCUUUACCAGUAUACUUGAUUGCAUUUAUGGCACUUCUUUUCUUAUAUGUCAGGAGACGUCAGGCGUACAGAUAUCUCUUCAAAUUUUCUAAGUUGAGCAAAAUCAUAUAUGCUUAUUUUGCGGUAAAAUUGGUGUUUUCCUUGGUCUACUUUGUGUUCUUGGUUGCGGUAUUUGAAUUCGAAUACAAGAAAGUACGCCUGCCAUGGGUGUUUUUCACUUACUCGGUGUUGAGGGCAUUUUUAUCAGUUACACCAUACAUGUUACUUGCCCUCUUCUCGUUUGGUUACGGCGUCAAGUUUUUCACUCUUGAAAAAGAAAAGUACGCAUUGGCAAAAUCAGCAAUAAUGACCAUUCUUUUUUCCGUUUCCUCAUUUGGUUCCAUUUUCGAGGAAUACGUGUACGUCACUACUGAUAAUCAGUCUCGUUUCCAGUAUCUUGAUAAUGACAGUGUAUUGGAAAUUGUUUCGGUAGUUGCCCGAGUUGCUGCUGUCUUGCUUCUAGCCUUUUCUAUGUACCGCACCUACAAGGAUACAGAAGAGUAUCCAUUAGUAAAGAAGUCGGCAGCAAUUGUCACUGCAGUAUACUUUUUGAAACCAAUGGUCCUGUUUCCAGCACCAGAAGAUGUGUUUAGGUUCGUCAUGCACUUGUUCUUGCCUGAUGAGUAUUAUGGGUACAGCGUACCUGAUAUUGUUGAAUUGUUUGCCCUUCCAUUUUUGAUGUACAUCUGGAGAGAUGUUGACGGUGACUAUGUCGAGGUUAAGGAUAUUGAAAUGGAGAGCUCGGAAAGUUGA
Messenger RNA from Meyerozyma guilliermondii ATCC 6260, 1110 nucleotides. RefSeq lists its product as uncharacterized. The coding region runs from base 1 to 1110 and encodes 369 amino acids. The record is from RefSeq and is a predicted model, not a curated record. Lineage: Eukaryota; Fungi; Ascomycota; Pichiomycetes; Serinales; Debaryomycetaceae. The transcript has a single exon.